Molecule: messenger RNA, 3309 nt
Organism: Grus americana (Whooping crane)
Lineage: Eukaryota; Metazoa; Chordata; Aves; Gruiformes; Gruidae
Gene: NCMAP
Product: non-compact myelin associated protein
Exons: 5
Coding region: 698-1060 (120 amino acids)
Biological process (GO): peripheral nervous system myelin formation; regulation of myelination
Cellular component (GO): paranode region of axon; plasma membrane; Schmidt-Lanterman incisure
Molecular function (GO): structural constituent of myelin sheath
Source: RefSeq, a predicted model, not a curated record
GGGGAAGCACGGCCCGGUGAUGAGCUCCUGAAGGCUGCAGCAUCCUCCCGUGAGUAGCCUCGGCAGCCGGGAGGGUAAAAAGCUUGCAGAGGGUUGGAGAACCAUCACGGAAAGCUGCUUUGCUGCGCACGUGUAACUCAGCCAACCCUUCACAGGGAAGGGAUGCAAACUGACCAGAGGAGAUAGAAAAAGUCCCUGAACUCUGGGAAACUUUGGAAUUGGAUCAGAUUCCAGAUCUGCGUGCCACAGCAGAAGCCCAGAUCUGCCCUGUGCUACCGAUGUUAAUUAAUUUCAUGCUGUUCUCCAGCUGGAUACGAUGCUUUGACAUUUGUUUUUGUGGUUUCUAUCGGUCCUGUUCCAGUAACACAAAAUGGGCCGCCGAGUUCCUCUUCUCUGAAUUGCCCGUGAGAACUCGGCUGAGGUGCAACAUCUGUCGUGCUUUGCAGUGACAAGCCGCUGCCUGGCUCAGCAUCUGUCGGGCGUGAGCUUGCGGGGGGGCAGCGAGCUUGUUCCCAGGAUUUCCAAGCCCAUCCUCACCCUGCUCCGGCUCCUCUCGCCUGCUGUUUCCUCCUCGUCUCUGGCUUCUCCAGAUUCCUGGCUGAUGCAUAAGGGCCUCCUGAGUGUUCCUGUUCUGCCUGGUCACACUGUGAACACGUCCAAGCUUGGCUACAGAUACUGAGCAGUGACAAGGGUCCUGAUGCCUGGACCGUGUCCUCACCUUGGCAGAGACUUCCGCUCCCAAAUCAAGAUGACGACAGCCGCACCACUGAUCAAUAAUACUCAGUUCUCAGUAAAUGUGACCACAAAGUCUCAAGAACAAAGUCUCUAUCAAAGUUCUGGAGCAAUAGUUGCUGCCAUCGUAGUAGGAGUGAUUAUUAUUUUUACGGUAGUUCUGCUCAUAUUGAAAACAUAUAACAGACGCAUGAGAGUGAAGCGGGAGCUGGAACCCAAAUCCACCAAAACAGCAAUGCCACCUGCUUUGGGGCAGAACAGCAACAGCUUGUCCCAGCAUCCUACAGUGACUUUCAUACCUGUGGAUAUCCACAUGCAGAACAGAUAACUGGGAACACCUAUCCUGCCUGCGAGGGGAGAGAGAUGGAAUUCUUAUUUACGUGGACCUGGGACUCCUCAGCAAAGCGACGCUGCAUUUGGAAUAACAAUGACCUGUUAUUUUUGUUUAUAGAUGGUAAUUAAUCGUGCUUUCUCUCUUUGGGAGGAAAAAGAAAAGGUCUGGAUGCUUUUUGUAUGACUAAAAUGAACUGGUGGAGGCAUACAAGUCAUUGGAAACGCAGUGAGCCUUUUUACAGAGCUCGGGGUAUGGAGAGACCAAAUAAGAAAAGGAAGAAAGGAUGCACACUCAUAUUUCAUGGAGCUUUUGCUUACUUGGAGAGUUUGAGCUUUUUUUUUAUUCUGCCAUAACUGGUGAUAAAGUGGAAGAAAAAUUUGGACGUGCAAGCUACAACUCGGGUUGAACCUGGGUUUGUUAUGAUUUAUGUGAAACAGGUUUGUAGUCUAUUUUAUACAUGAUGGAUAGUACAGGAAGUAUCAAAAUUGUAUUUAUCUUUACUCAUCUUUCGUGUUUCUAAUGCCACACAUGUAUGGUUUUAGACAAAAAAAGUUACUUUUUAUUUUCAAGUAUUUUUAAGAUAUUUCUAUAAACUUGGUAACCUACCCAUUUCCAAAUGAACUCAAUGUCUAAGGGUUUUCACUCUCACGCCAAGAAUGGCUUUAGGUUCAUUGAUGGAGUUGCAUUAGAAAGUUUUGUCUUAGAGAAAAAUCUGAGAAGGUCUUUAAUUGAAAAAGUAAGCAUGGAAAAGCAAUAUAAAAUAACAGUUACUCUGUACAACUCACAUCCUGACAUGCUUUGUUCUCUAAUGCAGACUAGACUUGAACUAUUUUUAGAUUUAUUUUUUUCUAAAAAGUAAUCAAAAGCGAUGUUGUUUUGCAAGGGUGAUGACUGGGGGUGUACAGUAACACAACAAAGAAAUUCCCACGGAUAUUCACAGCCCACCGAGUGGGAACACACAGCAGCAUUGUCAGAUGUUCAGUGGCUGAUUGUCUCGUGUGUAUCAAAGCAGCCCUGAAACACCAGCUGACAGGACAGAUAGGAAGGAUUAGGAAGAAAUUGAGGAGUUAAACCCUGUUUUAAAUAGAAGUAUGUGAGGCUCUGAGAAACACCUCUGCGAACAUGUUAAAUUUUAGGGAACCGCUCACUUGAACGGCUGGGCAGUGAGGAGAGCAGCAGUAACGAUUUUCUGUAUUGCCUGUGUCUUGCACUGAGACUCUGCCAGCGGUCAGCUUGCAGCUGCUGUGGCCAUCGGAGGGCUCCAGCCUGUUUAGAGACGUCAGUAAAACUGUUAGGAGGGUAUUUUAACUCCUGUUUGGGAGCUGGAGAGACGUUACUCUUGUCUGAGUUGGUCACAGAGAGCCUCCAGCUUUAAAGGUUUUCGUCUUGCAGCGGUUCACUUACGCUUCUUCCCAAUCCUGUCCCACAUUGCCAAGAGUUACAUCCUUAAAUGAUGCGGUGCCAAAACAAAGCUGACCAUUCUCAGAGAACAGUGAUGAGGGACUGGAGUGAUCAGCUGAUAUAUGUCUUUUUCCAAGAUGUGAAGCAAUCUUUCGAACAGGUCAUUUUUACUGACUGUAUCUUUCUGCAGAAACUAAAUUCAAUUACUUUGCAAUUUUUUUUUUUUUUUGGUAUGAAACUGGAGCACAGUUUGAACUCCAAACUAAAUAUUAAGACAGCUGUUUGUGAAGUUUCUAAAUCUUGUUGUAAAUAUUUUACUUGUUCCAGUUCUCCAAUGUAAUUUUUUUGUGGCAGGAAUGAUUGAUAUCAUUCAAAAGGGAAUGCAGGUGCCAAUUUAAUUUUUUUCUAAAAAUUUAAAGGACUUGGCUUCCUGUUCCUGUCUCUGGACAGCUGAGGAUGUUUUCUGAGCAUGUUCCAACGUAUCAAAAUCAAGAUCUUUAGAGAAGAUAAGCCUCGAUUUACUGUUAUUUUUUUUAACAUUACCAGCCAGACCUACUUCUAGCAAAUUUUGUUUACUUUCCAUUUAUGGAAUUUCCGAACAAUGAAGUUCACUGUGCUUCACUGAAGCAGCAUAAGCAAUACUUCUAUAAGCAAUUCUAGAUUAGUAGAAUUACUAUUAUUGGCAGGAGAAUUACUGCCUUGACCACACCAGCACAUUCAAAAAUGUGCUGUUUUACCAGUAAAAUGUGCCUUAUAUUGGCACAGUCUGGGAGGCCCCCACAAUCCAUUCUGACUCCUGUCAGCAAAAUCCAGAGCUUGUGCUGAUCAAGCAAAAUCACCUU